AUAUACACAUUUUCAUUUUCUCUCUUCUCUCUUCUCUCGAAACUUCCUUCAGUAAAAUACAAAUUCCUGUAAUCGUUAUCAGUUUUCUUGGAAUUCGCAGAUUGUUGUAAGGCUGUCGCCCUGGACUGGCGCCAUGAUCCACAGUUGUGUGGUCUAUUUCAAAUCUUUUUCCAUCCGUCUCUCUUUUGGUUUCCAUGGAUCGUCGGCAUGCAUCUGAUGUUCAAUUCGAAUCGAAAAUGCCCUUUUUAACAUGAUGCUAAAAUCAUACGGGUUCAAGCUAGCCGAUUGCAUAACCAGGCUCUAAAAAAUCAAUAAUCAAUCGAUUGAGCUGCUUGAGCCCUGAUCAGUAAUCAUUGAAAUGAAUUCGAUUUGUUGCUGUCAGUGUGGCGAUGACCUGGAAGAAUUUCCCACAAAUGCUAUAUAUAGACACUGCCUCUGCUUACGAUUCUUUUUCCACCAAUUAUUUUCUGGAUAUGGUGCAUUGUUUCAGAGGAUCGAAGGGCUACCAGUUUCAUCUCCCAUUCAAGGAACUGCAUCAUCUUCUGUUGGCUUCACACUUCCAACUUCUUUAAACGAUGAAAUCCACUCAUCCACAAGACCUUUACCUUACGAAUCAGACCAUAGAUUUUCACGUCUGCAACGUGGCCUGGUGUCAAGACGUGAGAAAUCAAUGACACAUUUCCAAGAGGAUUCACAAGCACUCAGAAGGAGCAUGAGUAGUUCUGGUAUGGAAUUUUUGGAUUUUGGAAAGAGAAAAUCCGGUAUUGAUUCUACAGAUGAUUCCAAAUGUGGACUUCCAGAGUCUUUGGAGAAGGUGAAAGUUCCAGAAGGGGUACCCUACGAGCAAUCUUCAGACAAUGAAGAUGUCUGCCCUACAUGUCUUGAAGAAUAUACUUUGGAGAAUCCUAAAAUAGUGACACAGUGCUCUCAUCAUUUUCACCUUGGUUGUAUAUAUGAAUGGAUGGAAAGAAGUGACACUUGUCCAAUGUGUGGCAAGGUGAUGGAGUUCUGUGAAAGUCCAUAGCUAUUUUAUGGAGUUUGAGAGGUUUUAAAGCAACUUGUAUUGUUAAUAAUGGAAAUUAAGUUUACUUAUCGCUAACCAAUACUAGGCUUAUGUCAUCUCCAUUUUAAACUCCAUGGGCUAUUAUUAUAUAUGUAAUGAUUAAUAGAAUGUUUCCAUUUUUGUCA
Lactuca sativa (garden lettuce) is the source of this 1188-nucleotide messenger RNA. RefSeq names its product E3 ubiquitin-protein ligase At3g02290. NCBI's taxonomy places the organism in Eukaryota, Viridiplantae, Streptophyta, Magnoliopsida, Asterales, Asteraceae. Gene Ontology annotation, molecular function: ubiquitin-protein transferase activity. The record is from RefSeq and is a predicted model, not a curated record.